AUGAGUAAUGCUACUGUGAACUUCACAUCUGAAGCAUCUACAAACUCCAGAUACGAUGCAUUUGGGGAAAUUCCCAACAUGGACAUUUGUAUUUGCAUCAUCAGCAUCUUAUUUGGUCUUCCUACACACUCCUAUAUCAUAUGGCUCAUCAUCACAGGAACUGGAGUUGCAUCAGAUUUUUUCAAUCUCAAUCUCUCAUUUUGUGAGAUUGGUAUCUGCCUGAACUCAUUGUUUACUCUAAUUUAUUAUUGCACUGAGCUGUCACAUUUCAUAAGCUUAGCAUGGUUUUCAUCAGGACUGCUCAUCACUGGUCGUCCUCUGUUUCAGUGUCUGAUCUGUGUUAAGUGUUACCUGGCAGUGGUUCAUCCUGUAACCUUCCUGAAGUACAAACCUCUCAGAUAUAGAGUCAUUUGCUGCACUGUGGCCUGGAUAAUCACUCUUGGGUCUUGUUUAUGCUGCAUGUUUAUUAGCCAGUUUAAAACAGUUUACAUAUACUUCCACUUAGUUCAGUUUCUCCUCUUCCUCUGCAUCCAGUUGUUUUGUCUUGUGGCUGUUCUCAGAGCUCUGAAGCAGUCAGGACCAGGAGAAAGAGGGAGAAAGAAAGAGGAGGAAAACCACAUGAAGAGAAGAGCAUUUUAUAUUAUUCUAAUAACUACUGUGACAAUGUCUAUUGUAUAUAUUCCAAAUAUUGUCUCAGGGUUGUCUUUCAUUCUUAUGCAAAGAACUCUGAAGCAGUCAGGUCCAGAAGAGCAAGAAAAAGGAAGAGAAUGA
This is a messenger RNA of Carassius gibelio (silver crucian carp), 771 nucleotides long. Its product is annotated as G-protein coupled receptor 35-like. The record is from RefSeq and is a predicted model, not a curated record. NCBI's taxonomy places the organism in Eukaryota, Metazoa, Chordata, Actinopteri, Cypriniformes, Cyprinidae. The transcript is spliced from 2 exons. Gene Ontology annotation, biological process: phospholipase C-activating G protein-coupled receptor signaling pathway; positive regulation of Rho protein signal transduction. Bases 1 to 771 code for a protein of 256 amino acids. Gene Ontology annotation, molecular function: G protein-coupled receptor activity.